Messenger RNA from Ornithodoros turicata, 2363 nucleotides. RefSeq lists its product as uncharacterized. The coding region runs from base 228 to 1805 and encodes 525 amino acids. The record is from RefSeq and is a predicted model, not a curated record. The transcript has 3 exons. Gene Ontology annotation, cellular component: cytoplasm. Gene Ontology annotation, molecular function: glycosyltransferase activity. Lineage: Eukaryota; Metazoa; Arthropoda; Arachnida; Ixodida; Argasidae.
AGUACGCGGCAAAGUACGUUCGCCAUCGCAAUUUGUGCGCAGGCAUCGCCUAACUGACAUCGGGAGGAGCAACGGGCGUUGUUCGAUCACCGAAGAAGUGGACAACCUGAAACAGGAGAUCUCAUGAUGGUUGUAUACGGCCUAGGUUCUAUCUGGCUCGACACUGGCACAACUUGGAUCUUGGGGUGUUGUUUCCAACGCAGCCCUCAACAGCCGGAUUAUCUCCGAUGAAUCGAAGGGUUAGCCAUGUAGGGUACACCACUAGAGGGCGCUACGAGCGACGCGUCAUCACUGGGCGACGCUGCUAUCGCAUUCCACGGAUGACGUCAUUGCUCCUUCCGGGAGCAUGGUUGGCAACCAUGGCAGCAGCGAGCCGCUUGAGACCCGCUGCGCACAAAGUGCUCAGAGUGUGCUGCAUCCUGGUCCUUCUAUUUUCGGUACUGUUUUCAGCGUACUACGUCCUCAGCGUGCAUUUUACGCCGCCACCAGAGAAAGUCGUCUUUCCCAAUGAGACGACGCAGCUGGUGGAAAACAGAAUCCGUUUCUUCAAUCGCCGUCUCUCGUCAAGUCUCGCGAAAAGGUACAAGAACGCGACGCUCGCAGACGACGCCGGCGAAGACACCUGGACGGGAGUGUUACCUGGUGUCCACGUCUACUCCGCGUACGUCGAACAAAGAAACGGCGCCCCAUGGAGCGACGUACGACUCAUCGGCAUCGUCGCCAGGUCGAACCCGAUCUUGAGCAAGAAGAAAGAGGGCUUGAAAUGCAGGGUCCGCGUGCGAUCUCGCGUUCACGUCGGAAGAGUUGAGUUUAGCCUAGUCCCCGAAGACCACGGCUUCCAGUUCACGGCCGUAUUUAUCCUCUGUAUGUUGGAGCGAGCGUUUGACCCGGACUGCUGCCCCGGCGUUGAAGUAGCACUCAAGUAUCAGGCGUACCCUCUGACUUGGAUAAGCGUUCACCAACCGAGAGUAAAUGAAGGAGAAGACGUCGUCUCUGUUUGUGUGCGUCCUCUGUUUGGACCGUAUGACAACCUGCUACAGCUGGCCGAGUUCAUAACUUAUUACUCCGUCGUCGGGGUGAAGGAUUACUCGUUCUACUCGUAUCAGGUAUCGCGAGAGGUUGACCACUUUUUCCGCUUCCUUCGAGAGAGGCACAAAGUCGUAGCCCAUCUCCGUCCAUGGAACUUCCCCGUAGGCAGCGGCUUAAUCCACGAACAGGGACAGCUAGCCUUUGUUCAAGACUGCAUCUAUCGGGCCAGGCUAUCCUCCAAGUACGUAGUCAUCGUGGACCUGGACGAGUUCAUAGUUGCGAAGCACCACAAGACCCUCCCCGACGCUAUCCUGGCUCUGGAGCAGAAAUACAGCCCCAAGACUACCGGUAGCUUCAAUGUCAUCAACCAGAUGUUCUGCUUGGAGUACACUCCCGAAACGUCUUUAAUAUAUAGAGGAAUUCCUCUGCUAACGCGGCUGUAUACGAUAAGAGAGAAGCGUGCCUGGCAACAUUGGGACAGGUCAAAAUACAUUGCUCGCACGAACGCCACGGUCACCGGUGGAAUCCAUUUCGUCUGGAAGCACGCGCCGGAAGCGAAGGAAAUUCGGCUCCCAGAAGAAGAUGUUGUCAUGCACCAUUACAGACGUUGUUCUGGUCUGACGCAAGUCGGUGGCAAAUUCUUGAAUUUUCGGGAGUUCAGUGUGCUCCAAGAUGGCGGUCAGGUCGACGACAUUGAAAUGACGAGGUUUACGAUGGACAUGUUAGACCACGACAUUACUAGAAGCCUCGUGGAACUUAUGGAGAACGAUGUUUGACAGGGACGGGGAAAGCGCUGCGUCAGAGAGAUAUCCGUCAUGUACGAUCGACCCCCAAGAACACAACGACCUCCUGUGUACGUCCGAGGAAAGUCAUCAGCGGACAGGGAUAACAUCCCCAGGACUUCCCUACCAGGUCCUCAAUUUGUUAGAAAUGUGACAAAGUGAGACUCCCCCGUCAUAUCCUCAGGACCUCCUAUGGGAGCUACCAAAUGACGGGGCUAGUAUAAUUGUGGGAGCAAGCAGAUACCUUAGUGAAUUAUUUAUUUUGAGAAGUGAGGGCACAUUUGCAGCACCCAGUCAGCGUGAGUGUGCUUUUUUAUAUUUUUUAUAUUUUUUUUUUCAACCUCGGUCACCAGCUACCAUUCCUGGUUUCUCAUCUGUAUUUGUUCAGCAUAUUUCUCAUCACAGACAAUGAGUGUCACAGUUUAAAAAGCAAAAAAGGAGAGAAAUGUAAAAGGCCCCUAGGCCACUAAGACCUUGUAUCGCCAACUGUAGGAUGGGACAAGCGUUAGCUUGCCCACAUCACGCUUCAAAAAUAGACCACAAAACAGCAAC